GCAGCUUUCUUAGUACGUAUUGAAGACUUAUUCCAUGGAUUCUCAGUUUUCACAGGUUUCCAGUUUUUUCACACAAGACUCAGAGCAUGAAAAUGCUGAUGAGGUCUGUCAAGUGGCUAACAAAAGGCCACCAAGAGGUCCCGGCUUCAACGUGGAGGAGGAUAAACUUCUUAUAAGUGCUUGGUUGAAUACUAGUAUGGAUUCAAUACAAGGCAAUGAUCAAAAGCUGCAUACUUUUAGGGGGAAAAUUACAGAGUACUAUCAUCAAUACAAGUCCUUUGACAGUGAUCGUUCACAACCGAUGUUGACACAAUGGUGGGGAAAAAUAAAAAAGGUGGUGAACAAAUUUUCAGGAUGUUUUGCAGCUAUAAAUGAAAGACAUGAAAGUGGGAAGACUGAACAAGACAAGAUUGCAGAUGCAAAGAAGAUGUUUGAAGCACAAGAAAAGAUUCGGUUCAAUCUUGAUCAUGCUUGGAUUUUGUUAAGGCACCAACCAAAGUGGAUACAACUAAUGCAAGAGCUGGACAUCAAGAAAAGUAAGCCAAGAUCUAAAUCUUCUAUAACUAAUAUCUCAUCAUCUUCAACUACAAGCACUCACAUAGAUAUAGAAGAAGGCACGAACACUUGCUUUCCAAUGUCUAGACCACCGGGUAAGAAGGCUGAGAAAAGAAAGCUGAAAGAAACCACUGAUCAAUUGGUGCAAAUACAAAAAUUACAUCAAGAGAAAAAAGAAAGAGAUGAAAAAAACUGGAGAUUAUGAAGGAGAAAGUUGAAGUUGACAAGGAGAAACUGCGAGUUAGGAAACUUGAGGCUGAGAAUAGGAAAUUUGAGGCUGAGAUGAAAAUUAUGUCUAUGGAUACAUCAACUAUGAAUCCUGAGCAGAGGGCAUAUUAUUCCAAACUUCAGAUGAAAAUUCUCCAAGGUGAUAUAUGAAGUGUGAGGUUGUUGGUUUCCAUUUUAGUUUGUAUCAGUUUGAGCAACUUCCAGUGAUCAUGUAUUUGACUGCUUGCAAACUCUUUCAAGUUGUCAUUGUUUUCUGCUAUUUGACUGCACGUUUUCCAGUUUGUGUUUCUGUUUUCAAUCCAUUUCAGUUUGUAUCAUGAUGUUGGUUUCAUGUGAUGUUGUAUUUGAGUGCUAUCAAAAUCAAGCUGAUUCUGUUUGCUGCUAUUUAACUGCUAGUUUUCAAGCAGUUUCCAGUUUCUGUUUCUGUUUCU
Messenger RNA from Rosa chinensis, 1214 nucleotides. RefSeq names its product glutathione S-transferase T3. The coding region runs from base 35 to 760 and encodes 241 amino acids. The transcript has 2 exons. NCBI's taxonomy places the organism in Eukaryota, Viridiplantae, Streptophyta, Magnoliopsida, Rosales, Rosaceae. The record is from RefSeq and is a predicted model, not a curated record.